Protobothrops mucrosquamatus (brown spotted pit viper) is the source of this 993-nucleotide messenger RNA. RefSeq names its product zinc transporter SLC39A7. Lineage: Eukaryota; Metazoa; Chordata; Lepidosauria; Squamata; Viperidae. The record is from RefSeq and is a predicted model, not a curated record. Gene Ontology annotation, cellular component: membrane. Gene Ontology annotation, molecular function: zinc ion transmembrane transporter activity. Bases 1 to 993 code for a protein of 330 amino acids. Gene Ontology annotation, biological process: intracellular zinc ion homeostasis; zinc ion transmembrane transport. The transcript is spliced from 7 exons.
AUGGCCAGGCUCUUUCCCGGGGCCUGGCCUGCCUUCCUGCUCACGGCCGCCCACCAGGCUCUGGGGGCGACCCUCCUGAUCAGCGCCGCCCCCUACCUCAUCCUCUUCCUGAUCCCCGUGGAGUCCAACAGUCCCCAGCACCAGGCCCUGCUCAAGCUGCUGCUCAGCUUCGCCUCCGGGGGCCUGCUGGGGGACGCCUUCCUGCACCUCAUCCCCCACGCCCUGGAGCCACACGGCCCUCACGGAGAAGCUGGCGGCCACGGCCAUUCCCACGCCAAGCACUCCGGCCACGGCCAUUCCCACCAAGGUCCCGAGCACCAGCACACGAUGGCCGUCGGCCUCUGGGUCCUGAGCGGCGUCGUGGCCUUCCUGGUGGUGGAGAAGUUUGUCCGACACGUCAAAGGGGGACACGGGCACAGCCACGGACGCACUCAUGGGGCCAAGGCCAAGGGCAGCGAUGACGAAGGGGAGAAGGAGGGGGUCCCAGGGCCGGCCGGGAAAGCGGCAGCCCCCGCCAGGAAGACAGAGGCGCCUCCAGAGUCCACCAUGCGUGUGGCCGGCUACCUCAACCUGGCCGCCGACUUUGCCCACAAUUUCACCGACGGGCUGGCCUUGGGCGCCUCCUUCGUGGCGGGCAGCGCCGUGGGCGCCGUCACCACCCUGACCGUCCUGCUCCACGAGGUCCCCCACGAAGUGGGCGACUUCGCCAUCCUGGUCCAGUCCGGCUGCACGAAGCGCAAGGCCAUGAAGCUGCAGCUGGUGACGGCCCUGGGGGCGCUGGCGGGCACCGUCUGCUCCCUGCUGGCGGAAGGCGUGGGCGAGGCCGCCACCGCCUGGAUCCUGCCCUUCACGGCCGGCGGCUUCAUCUACGUAGCCACUGUCUCCGUCAUCCCCGAGCUCCUGCAGGAGGCGCGGCCGGCCCAGUCCUUGCUGGAGGUGCUCAGCCUGCUGGGCGGCGUAGUCAUGAUGGUCUUCAUCGCCCGAUAUGAGUAG